This is a messenger RNA of Sclerotinia sclerotiorum 1980 UF-70, 2139 nucleotides long. RefSeq lists its product as hypothetical. Lineage: Eukaryota; Fungi; Ascomycota; Leotiomycetes; Helotiales; Sclerotiniaceae. The coding region runs from base 1 to 2139 and encodes 712 amino acids. Gene Ontology annotation, cellular component: cytoplasm; nucleotide-activated protein kinase complex; nucleus. Gene Ontology annotation, biological process: signal transduction. The record is from RefSeq and is a predicted model, not a curated record. The transcript has 4 exons. Gene Ontology annotation, molecular function: protein kinase binding.
AUGGGAAGUUUUGUUUUUAAGUGGGAACAUCCUGCUGAAGAGGUCUUUGUUACUGGAACAUUCGAUAACUGGUCCAAGAGCGAAAAGUUGGUAAAGACUGGAGACGUCUUCCAGAAGGACGUCCAACUAGCAAACGCUGGGGAAAAGAUUUAUUACAAGUUCGUUGUCGACGGUAACUGGGUUACAGAUCACACUGCCCCUCAAGAAAACGACGCUUCGGGAAACUUAAACAACGUCCUCACGACGGAUAGAAUUGUGAAGCAUACACCUGCGACUGCUGGAAUCAUGUCUGGCGUGGCACCAACGUCGACUACGUCAGAAUUGGCCAAGAACGUUCCUCUUGAAAAGGAGAAAUCUCCACUUGAACAAAAUGGCACCUCGGCUCUGCCUGGAGCCUUCCCCGAAACUCCUGCUGCUGUGGAAACCGGUGAUUUCUCUGUAAACCCUCUCCCCGCUGCUGAUGGUGCAGUCAACCCUAUCAAGCUCGCACCAGGAGAGAAAGUUCCAGAUUCAAGCUCUUUCACCACCAACACUGUCACUUCCGGUGUAUAUGAUGAUCCUGAGCUUGUCGCUGCGGACAAGGCCAAAUCCGAGCCCGAGCCUACAUUUGGUGUCUCACCGCUUCCCGCUUUCGCCGGUGCGGUUAAUCCUAUAAAACUUGCGCCUGGGGAGAAGAUCCCUGAAUCAAGUGACUUGACUGCCAACACCGUCCAUUCAGCUGUUCGUACUGACAAGGAAUCGUAUGAAAACAGUGGCGCAUUUGGCAAUGCUCCUAUUCUCCCCCCCGUCGUUACUCCUCAAGCUGAGCGUGAAGCGCAUGGUACUGGGAUUCUCGAUUUGCCUCCUGCGGCCAAGAACUUGAUUCCCGAGUCAAGCCUGCCAGUUGGAGAAGGCGGCAUAGGAACAUUUGAUGCAACAAACCCACACAUCCAGUCCGUGGAUCCUCAAAGCACAACAGCAAUGCUUGCCGCCAAAGUUCCCCUCGAAUCGGCAAAGGUGCCAGAGGUGGUUAAGGAGAGCCAGAAAAAGGCAGGAGCUGCUCCAGAAGCUAGUGCCAUUCCAUCCGAAGUUUCGGAAAAGAGCGCAGUUGAGAAGGAACUUAAGAAGGAGAUUGAUGUUGCCCCGACAACUUCUGAGGGCGUUGCUGGACAGGGCACAACUAAAACCGAAGCGGGUGUCACUGCAGCCGAGGCUGCCGCUGCUGUUGGAGCAGCUGCUAUGGCUGUGGGAGGUGCUGCAUAUGCUGCAGCCUCUACUAUCCCAGGCAGGCUUCCAGAGAGCGUUACGAGCAUCCCAAAAUCUGUUCAGCAAUCGAUUAACUCGAUAAAUGCCACCGGGACCGUUGACCAAACAACCGCCGAGGACACUCCAGAAAUCGUCAAAAAAUCCAUUGUUGAGUCAGGUCAAAGCCCGGAGGCCGCUACUAAUGAAGCAGCUGUUCUCGAUAAGAAGGCUGUUGAGGAGGAAUUACUGUCCGAAGUCAAGCCAGAGACAUCUACUGCCAAAGACACCCCCGCGGUUGUUAAGGAGUCAAUUGCGGAGUCAGGUCAGAGCCCAGAGGCUGCUGCCAAUGAAGAAGCUGUCCUUGAUAAGAAGGCUGUUGAGAAGGAAUUGCUGUCUGAAAUCAAACCGGAGACCUCAACUGGUGAACCUGCACCAAAAAUUACCUCUCCCACAGACGUUAAGCCUUCUAAAUCUGAAGCUCCUAUCGGCCCAGUUGUCACUAGCGGAGUUGCCUCUGCGGAUAUUCCAACCACCUCGACUGCUGCUGCGCCUGCCGUUACCAGUGGAGUAGAAUCAACUAAUGUUCCAACUAUCUCUGGUCCAACACCAACCGAAACGAAACCAAUCGAUUCCAGAGAUGUUUCACCACACACCAACCUCGCCAGUGGUGAGCAGGAUGCACCCGUUGUUACCAGUGGAUUGGGCUCUACCACAACUGCCGAAAAAUCAAAUGCUGCUCCAGCCACCCCGGCGAAGGAGAAUGCUACACCGUCCACAGCAAAAUCCUCCGUUGAGUCCGCCACUCCAUCAAGCACACAUGCCGUAGACAGCCCUGCCAAUUCCGCAGCGGCCGAUAAAAAGAAGAAGCGCACCAGCUUUUUCGGAAAGUUGAAGGCGAAAUUCCACAAGGAUUAG